This is a messenger RNA of Stereum hirsutum FP-91666 SS1, 4073 nucleotides long. Its product is annotated as kinase-like protein. The coding region runs from base 201 to 3053 and encodes 950 amino acids. The record is from RefSeq and is a predicted model, not a curated record. Lineage: Eukaryota; Fungi; Basidiomycota; Agaricomycetes; Russulales; Stereaceae. Gene Ontology annotation, biological process: peptidyl-serine phosphorylation; intracellular signal transduction. The transcript is spliced from 9 exons. Gene Ontology annotation, molecular function: protein serine/threonine kinase activity; ATP binding.
CGCUUGGCCCUCGUCAAACGCCGUCAACGGCUCUUGCAGUGCUCAGGACUUGUUUCCCAAGGCGAUGAUUUCGUCAGAGGGGAGCUCUCGAACAGAACGCUAGUUUCAGGCUAACACUGCUCGACCCUUGCCACCUCUCCCUUGCCUUGUCCAACAAGUCUCUUUUUUUCUUUUUUUUCUUUACCCGCUAUUUCGUCUGGAUGAUUACCGUCGAAGAGGCGACGCCCUCGCCGGAGCCAGCCUACAGACCGACGCUCGCUGAUCUGAGCAGGAAUGCCUCUGUCAUCUCCACCUCGUCUAGCUCAGAGGACAACUCCCAUCCGAAUUUGCUCAGUACUCCUGGGCCCAGCCGCCCUCGUCCACUCCGCACUUUCUCCUCCCCUCGUUCCCGCAGCCCAGGCGGCCCCACAACGCCUCGCUCGACUCGCCCACCCGCAUACCUCACCAGGGAGCUAGGCCUCCCUGACGAUCACCCACAGGUCCAGGCACAACAAGCCCGCUCCCGCGCACCCUCAAAAUCAAAGUCCCGCACUCGUUCUCGCUCGGCCGGACGACCCAGCGCGGAUGAUUAUGACUUUGGAAAGAUAUUAGGAGAGGGCUCAUACUCCACCGUAUUACAAGCUACACAUCACGGCACGGGUCAACAAUACGCGAUCAAGAUUAUCGACAAGAGCCAUCUUAUCCGCCACAAUAAGCUGCAGACUGCACACGCGGAGAAGAAUACUCUCAUCAGGCUCCGACCCGGUCAUCCUGGCAUCGUCCGUCUCCAUGCCGCGUUUCAUGACGAGUGGUCUCUCUUUUACGUACUCGACCUCGCAAAGAAUGGUGAACUUCAGUCCCGAAUAUCUCGGCUAGGUUCUCUGUCGUUGGAAUGCUCGCGGUAUUAUGGCGCCCAGCUUGUCGACGCGCUUGACUACAUGCAUUCCAAGGGUGUCAUCCAUCGAGAUCUCAAACCGGAGAACCUGCUUCUCGACGACGCGUUUCGCAUCAAAAUUACGGAUUUUGGGACCGGAAAGCUCAUUGAUCUCGGAGAGGCCGAUGCACCAAAGACCUUUGUCGGAAGUGCACCUUACGUAUCACCGGAAUUGUUGGAACGGAAUGAAACGAGCAAAAGUUCGGAUCUCUGGGCGCUUGGAUGCAUACUGUACCAGAUGAUCGCCGGUCGAUUCGCCUUUCACGGGCUUACCGAAUACCUUACCUGGCAAAAGAUCAAGGCGCUCGACUACACCUUCCCCGAAGGUUUCGAUGAGCAAGCCAAGGAUCUCAUCACGAGGCUCUUGGUCAAAGAUCCAGCGGCUAGGCUCGGCGCCGGCCCUGCAAAUUCGGACAAUACGAUGGCCGCCCUUCGUUCGCAUCCCUUUUUCGCGUCCAUCGUCUGGGAAAAACUGUGGAGCGAUCCGGCACCUCCGUUGGAGCCUGGACUGUUGAGGCGAGAGGAUUUGGGUUUGGAGAGGAAGUGGGAGGACGUGGGCGCGGCUUGGGACGCCUUGGUGGAAGGAAAGGAGGGCAAGUCGUCUUCUGCGCUGGACAGUGAUGACGAAGAGGAUGAGGAGGAUGAUGAGGGAAGCGGUACAGAGGAGGGAAAGGAGGGAAAGAGAGUGAGGAUAGCGGGCGAGGACGGGAUCGAGUGGGCGAGGGAUGGGGAGGGGACAGAGUUCGGGUUGUUCGGAGGAGGGAGGAGAGGAGACAAUAAUGGGACCAGUGUCCAUGCGACGCCACCGACGCCGCUGGGGGACCUGGGACCUUUGAACGAGUUGCCGGACUACGCUGGGACGCUCGGAGUGGCGGGGGCAUCGGGGCUGGGACAGGUGGUGACCGAUGAUAGGAUGAGUGAGAGGACGAUGUUAGCACCCAAAAUUCACAGGUCGAGGGUUAACGGGAAUGGGGCACUGCAGUUCCAGUUGGCAGAGCCGCAGAGGGAUAGUCUUGUGAGGGAUGAUGAGGACGAGCCGGGGAUUGUCUCUGUGCCGACAGAGGAGGGUGAUGCGGCGGAGACUGCGACAGAGGCAGGUGCACAUUCGGACACGAGUUCAGAGACGAGCGAGUCGGUCGUGCCGCCGGGUGUUGGGAUGCUAUUGGGCACGGGUAUGGGUAUGGGUAUUCUGGAGGGUGACGAACCGCCGGAAGGAAAAACUUUGUCCGGCGCUGUGGAAGGAGUAGGCGCCGGGGCAGCGGAUGUUGAUGCGGACUCUGGUGUAGGGUUAGGGAUGGCGGAUGAAGGAGAGGAAACGAGUGCAGGUGUGGUGAUGAAGAGCGAACCGAUAGCGGUGCCCGGGCAUGUGAGGAAUUCCAGAUCGUUAACGGGCUCGUCAGAUGGGAGUCCAGUGGAGAAGUUGGGUGCGGCCUGGGGUGCUACGUUCAACCGGGGCAGACUACGGACCAGGGCCCCGAUUGUGGAGGUGACGCCUAUUGAGCCGGAUUGGAACUCUGUCCUUGCACCAGGAGAAAUAAUUCUCCACCAUUCUGCCGUUGAAGAGACCGUCCUCAAACGGCGGACGUCCAGGCUCCUGCUCCCUAUUCCUGUUGCGCCUCGAAGACCGAAAAUGAGGCAACUGGCACUCACAUCGCAUCGGCUUGUAUGCUUGAAACAGCAGCAUAAAGGUGGGAAUGUGGUGAUCAAGUGCGAGUACGGGUUGAGACCAUCCGAGAAGGAGAAAGAAAAGGACAGGGAGAAGGAGUCGAGGAGGAUCAUCACGGGUGUUGGUAAGAAGAGCGAUAGGGAGUUCGUCGUCUUCACGACGAAUAAAUCCGCCUUUUUCGCUGCACAGUCCAGCGAGGUCGCGAACGAAUGGAUGAAGAAGAUCCAGGAAGCCUUAGAGCGUCAUGGUGCCGAGCAUCGUGAACGAAAACUUUCAAAUGCGACCAACACAAACGCCAAUGUCGCCGCCACCGCCACUCCGAGCACUACCGGGAACGACACAGUGAAUUCCAGCACUGGCACUUCUUCGAACACGGCCUCCAGUCCGACUGCUAAGGCUCCGACUACUCCCCCGAGACCAACCUACGAAACUCGUCUGAGCAAUACUCCCCUGACUCCCUCUCCUGGAGCAUAAUCAAGCCCAAGAGGACGUCUCCAUGAAUAUGGCUAUUUAUAGCAUGGCCUCUUCUCAUGCACAUGCCUUUUGUUUUGCCGCCCAUCUCGUAUGGCGGUGGUGUCUUUUCUUUGGGUUACAUUCCUGUUCGGGCUGCAACCUGUACAUAUGUGGUGGCAGGAAAAUAUAUGGGUAUCAUUAUCUCUUGAUUUCCAACUUUCGCAUGGGCCUUUUUCGCUUGCUCGCCUUCGCAUCCUGCCUCCAUCACCUCACUUCCUUCGUCAUCCGACCAUCUAUUGAAGGACAGGUUUCAUUUCACCUCCAUCCUCUCUACCCUUCGCAGUCCGCGCGCUGUGCCUUUCUUAAUCUACUGUGUUCUAUUCCAGUCUCGUCUUCACUCUCUCCCUCGGUUUCCUCUUACACGGUUAUCUAUACCUGCUCGGCUUCGUCCAUGUCCAUUAUGUACAUGUCACAAUUGUUAGUAUUCUCUAUCUCUAUCCUGUCCUCUUUCCCUUUUCCUUCUCGCGCAUGAAACGCUCGGGCUAUCUCGUCGGUCGGGGAUCGAAAACCAAACGAACGUUUUUAGAACCUGUACUGUACCGUACCUUCUGAGUCACCUCGCUUCCUACUAUCACCUUCUAUCUCUCCUCCUCCCAGUCGAGUCACCCACUCCCAUUCAAUCCAAAAGGCGGACGGCGGACCUUGUGAUAUCAAUGGCCUCGGUUUUCAAUUACUUAUGCAUCCUUCUACUCGAGUAUACACCAAGCACUCCCAUCACCUCCGUUCCUACCUCCUUUGCUUCUCUUCUCCUAAUGGGUGCUUCUCAAUCGGCGGACAAACGUAUACAUAUCAGAGCUUCAGUACUACAUACUUAUACACGCACGAAGGACUCUCCCUUUCGCUUCCGUUCCCUACUACUCCUUUUACCUACUCUGUCUGGGUUCCUAUCUCUCGUUCCUUUCCUUUCCUCCCUCUACGCUACAGUUGCACUUACCCCCCUGUUCGCCGUAUUUUAUUAUAUUCGCUGUUGCUCGCUCACCC